AUGGGGAAGAAGAAGUGGACUCGUCCACGCAGCGGCCCUGGUGCUUCGUUAAAGCGAGGAGCUCUUCGUCUGAAAGCGACAAAAACAGAAGCUCGUUCCGGCAAGAAGCACGCAGACUACGUUCCGAAGUCUCAGCUUGGGGAGCCUGAGGCACGUCGAGGACGUGAGAAGCUUGUCGUCGCGGGCUCUGCGCUGAAGCAGAUGACAAACCGGCAGCUCAAGCAGCACUUGGAGAAGCUUGGACACGUGCCUCAACUGAAGGCAGGCUCUGCGUGCUUGUUUUGCGGACACAAAAGCCUCAGUGUCCACGGCUGUCCUCCACUUCCGGCGGUGCUCAAGGGCUGGAGUGCACGCUACUUUCGGUGCACACGCAAGUGUUGCCACAAGCAGCAGCACUUUCUCUCCAACUCACCGGUCUUCUACGUCGGUCGAGGUACCGACGUGCCACCUCUGCGGCAACAAGUGACGGUCCUGUGGCACUUGGCUUGGCGGACACCCGGCCGGCUUCUACGCGCCGAGGUUGGUUGCAACGAGAAGCGCAUUGAGAACAUGCGCCACCGCUGGCAGGGAGUCCUUAGCAAGUUCGUGGAGGAGACACAGAGUCGCAGUCAAGGUGGUGACUUUCAGCAAGUGGAAGUAGACGAAACCGUUGUGCGGAAACAAAAGGUGGGUGACACAGUGGCUUGGCAAACCUUUGUCGGCUCCAAAGUCCGAGGACAGCGCAAGUCCUUGGUGCUGCAAAAGCGCGGCUUCGCAAACAGCUUGUCGAAAGUCAGGCCCAGUGGUCUUUCGGCUCCUCCGCCGCUGACAACGGCAGAGUGGCAGAGCUUUGCGUCGGAGCACUUGCAGUCCAACACCGUCGUGCACACGGACGGCGCCCAGGCCUACUGCGCUCCUGUUCCGAACCUGCACCUCCGGCACGACAGCGUCAGCCACAGUACCAAGAAGGGCGGCCCGUACUUCACCAAGAACUGCACUCACAAGGGCGUGAAGAAGGUUGACAAGCGCAAGAGCAACCUCAAGACAGUGGCAGGAACACAGUGCAUUGACGGUACCUGGACUUCCCUGAAGCGCUCCUGCCUGGGAGUCAAUGCCAAGUAUCCUCACAAGAUCGAAGAUCAUGUCCGUGAGGCACAGUUUCACUCGUGGCAAGGCUCUGCCGACCCCUGGCACGCUAUGGGGAGCGUGCUGCGUUGGCACCGGGCAGCCCUGGGUGCCUUGAUAGCCAAGAAGCACAAUGCGCAGGCAACAGGUCAACUAAACAUCUUCCUAAACCCUUAA
This is a messenger RNA of Symbiodinium necroappetens, 1281 nucleotides long. NCBI's taxonomy places the organism in Eukaryota, Dinophyceae, Suessiales, Symbiodiniaceae. The record is from the annotation of a GenBank genome assembly.